This is a messenger RNA of Fusarium pseudograminearum CS3096, 2286 nucleotides long. RefSeq lists its product as uncharacterized. NCBI's taxonomy places the organism in Eukaryota, Fungi, Ascomycota, Sordariomycetes, Hypocreales, Nectriaceae. The transcript is spliced from 2 exons. The record is from RefSeq and is a predicted model, not a curated record. The coding region runs from base 1 to 2286 and encodes 761 amino acids.
AUGACUCUUCCUCAGAGCAUCAAACCUUUCCUUCUCAUUCUUCUUUUUGUUUUCAAUACAUACGCUGCCCCGGGGGCCGACAUACCUCGCUUUGAACGUCGCGAUGAUGCCGAAACCACAUCCCUAGGCGAGAAUACUACAGCCCUCGAGCCUGUAGUACCUCCUGAAGUCGACCCCAAAGACCUUUCCAUCUUUGAGCUCGACACUCAGGUCACAUUAGCAUGGGCUGGUUCACCUGGUUCAGAACCAGGUACCAAGCGAAUGCGGAAGCGUGAAGAUAGUAUCUUCUCCCAGGCCAACUUCACCUUCCAAUACCCUGUUGUUCCUCUUGAUCAUUCGAAAUUUGUCUCUACUGUCACUUGUUCGAAGGGUACUCUCACUGGAGUCAUCUCCAACACUGCUGCCUACAACUAUGCCAAGAGCCAAUGGAAGGGUAUCAAGAAGAUUAUCUUCAUCACCUCAGCUGACGGCUGUGGUGAGGAUCAUGCCAACGACUUGUUCCUUGCUAAGUCCAUCACCUUUUCUGAUGAUACAAAGACCUUUGUAGCUAAGGGCGCUACAACGGAGUACAAAGAAGUUUUCGAGCACUUUACUCUCACAUGGGGUCCACUUGGGACACUUAAUGUCAGACGUGCCUUGGACAAAAGAGCUAUGUUUGAGCCACAUGCCCUCGACAAGCGCGUGUCUGGUUCUAAUACCUGGUCUAUUAAUUGGAACCGCGCCCUCACUGACAGUGACAUGAUCGGCCUGGACGAAGACGCUCCAUGGGAAAACGCUGCAAAGCUUGUCGACUGGGGAACCGAAGAUGGUGAAGAGGAUGACUCUUACGCUAAAGGCGAGGUUGCCGACCCGAACGGCCAUCAUAAGCGCGCGGCCAACUCUUCUCUUGUCGAACGUGACCUGAGUUACGGUGUUGCUCUAUACUGUGUCGAAUGUGGGUUUAGUGGUUCAGCGUCAAUCACGGGAACAAUCGCAGUUGGUUUUGACGGUAUGGAGGUCGCCCAGGUUCAGUUCAAUGCCCAGUUCAAGGCCGGUUUGAACUUAGGCCUCAAGGCCUUUGUUAAAUAUGAAAAUGAAUGGUCCUACGAGUUUCCCGACUUCAGCUUUUGGAAAUUCGGUAUUACCGGGGUCGCCUCUGUCGACCCGUAUAUCGGUGUCGAAGUUGCAGCUGGGUUCUCAAUCGAGGCAACCGGUACCUUACUCAUCGGGGCUUCGCUCGAGUGGGAGAACAUCGACGUCUUGGUGGACUUGCUCCAUCACUCAAACAGCCACAGCAACGGUCUCACGCCCGUCUUCAAGCCAAGGUCCGAAGCCACCGGUGAGCUCAAACUGGAAGCCAGGCUUGGCCUGCCAGUCAGCGUCGGGGUAAGCCUCAGCGUAUUAGGCGGGUUCUGGAAACGGAGAGGGGGUAUAAUGGAUACCCCUGCCGUUGUACUCGAAGGCAAUUUCAAGGCCAGUGCCGAGCUUGAUGACGACGGAGACGUUGCCGGCGGUAUUGAAGGCGACUGUUAUGGGAUCGACUGGAACAUUCACUUUGAAAACUCCCUCGACGCCUUCAUCAGAAUUGGAGACGAUCCGCCAGAUAAGACACCUUUGAUAGAGGUCAUGAAAUCCGACCCUAUUGCGGAAGGCUGUAUAGGCUACGUCAAUGAUGGGACUGGUGGAGGAAGCUCCGGUAGCGACGAUGUCGGUAUGAAUGGCAAUGGCAUCGGUGGCAGUGGAAGCGGACUGUUCUCGAGCCGUCCAGGAUCAAAGCCAGUGCCCGCAAUUGACCCAACAUCUACCAAAAAGACCAAGCCAAAGAGCAACACCAAGUCUACCAAGCAGAAGGGCACGACUCAAAGCAACAAGUCCAAGAGCAGUGGAAAGAAGACCAGCACUUCGAAAAAGACUGGCAAGACAAACAGCAAGCCCACCACGAACAAGAAACCACCAACGUCAAAGAACAAGCAGAUCAAGGCAACCACCACAGCCAACAACAAAGCGACAGCUGUUGCGAAGAAAGUAUCGCCUGCCUGUACACCUUCUGCCAUCACAAACUCCAAGCCUCCUCCACGUACUACUUGUAACAAGAGUGUGACACCCGCAAGGGUCCCGAAAACGUCUGUAAUUAGCACAACGGCGUCGGUCAAGAGUGCAGGUGCAUGCGCGGAAACUUGUCUCAAGAACACACAAUGCAUGAGUUUUGGUUACAACAAGGACAAAUCUUGUCUACUCUAUAGCAAAGUGCUGAAGAGUCUUGUAAUUCUGCCUGGAAAAGGAGAGGAGGAACUGCUAUAUGUAUAG